AUGGCCACCAAUAUUGUGCUCCUCGUUUGCUUUCAAGUCCUAUUAGUUCAGACAGCCUUCAGUCAAUGCCUUGGCCGUGAUCCCCUAUUGGGAGGACUGGGCACGUAUGGCCCUGGUUGGGGACCUUACGACCCUAUUGGCCCGUAUGAUGGAUCGGUCUACGGCGCACCAUAUUCAGCAGGGUUCAUCACUCCUGGCAGCUUGGCUGCAUCAUGCGGUGGAGGCCUGGCUGUUACGAGCAAUUCGCCGAUAACUCCCACUGGUCUGACGGUUACCUCUGAGAAUUCUAUCGAAGGUACCGUCUCUGUGGUGGGACAACUGCCGUUCUUGGGUGCUGUGGCUACUGAUGGCGCGUUCCCCACUGCUGGACUUGGGGCUGUGGUGUACGGCUGCGGUGAUGGCGCUAUUGGAAUAGUUUCCGAAGCCCCUAUUUCCGCUCCCGGUCCUGUCGGCUAUGGCGGAUGGCCGGGAGUUGGCUAUAAAGGACCCUGUGGAUGUGGUGGAAUUUAUUAA
Messenger RNA from Bombyx mandarina (wild silkworm), 513 nucleotides. Its product is annotated as chorion class CB protein M5H4. Gene Ontology annotation, cellular component: egg chorion. The record is from RefSeq and is a predicted model, not a curated record. Gene Ontology annotation, biological process: multicellular organism development; chorion-containing eggshell formation. Gene Ontology annotation, molecular function: structural constituent of egg chorion. Lineage: Eukaryota; Metazoa; Arthropoda; Insecta; Lepidoptera; Bombycidae.